AGCUCUGGCGGGGCUUGCUGGGAUCAUGGCGGAGAAUCACUGCGAGCUGUUGCCGCCGGCCCCGGGCGGCCUCGGGGCGGGGCUGGGAGGCGGCCUGUGCCGGCGCUGCAGCGCGGGGCUCGGCGCCUUGGCCCAGCGUCCCGGCAGCGUGUCCAAGUGGGUCCGGCUCAACGUCGGCGGCACCUACUUCCUCACCACUCGGCAGACGCUGUGCCGGGAUCCGAAAUCCUUCCUGUACCGUUUGUGCCAGGCCGACCCCGACCUGGACUCGGACAAGGACGAAACAGGUGCCUACUUAAUCGACAGAGACCCCACCUACUUCGGGCCCGUGCUGAACUACCUGAGACACGGGAAGCUGGUCAUAAACAAAGACCUGGCCGAGGAAGGGGUAUUGGAGGAAGCAGAAUUUUACAAUAUCACCUCACUAAUAAAACUUGUCAAGGACAAAAUUAGAGAGCGAGACAGCAAAACAUCACAGGUGCCGGUGAAGCACGUGUACCGUGUCCUGCAGUGUCAGGAGGAGGAGCUCACACAGAUGGUCUCCACCAUGUCCGACGGCUGGAAGUUCGAGCAGCUGGUCAGCAUCGGCUCCUCCUACAACUAUGGCAGCGAGGACCAGGCCGAGUUCCUGUGUGUGGUCUCCAAGGAGCUGCACAACUCGCCGCACGGCCCCGCCAGCGAGCCCAGCGAGAAGGCCAAGAGUGACGACGAGGACACGGGUCCCGGUGACAGUGACUCAGAUUAAGUGUAAAUGUCACGAUUUUGCAAGAACGGGGCUCGAGGAUGUGAGGAACAGUGUUGAAGCUGAAGAGACGUUUUAUCUUUUCCCAAGAUGCAAUGAUCCGCCAUGUCGAGGAAGCUUGGCCGUGGAAGAAACGUGCUUUUGACAAUUUCUCUAGAGAUUUGAGUGUGAAUGCUUUUUCUGCCUCUGAGGUGGGUGGUGAGAGACGGGCCCAGCUGUCCGAAGCCGGGCAUCGCUGCGCGCAGGCGGCUUCUGCUGCGUGGGCAUCUCUGCGGGGACCUCCGCUUGGUUUCCCAAGUGCCGCUCGGGCCCGAGGCAGGGCUCCUGACUGACCCUUAUAUCACCGAAGAUCAUUUCAAGGACCGCGUUCUUGGUGCUACAUAAACAGUCUGUAACGGAGCCUGGACCUCGCUGGUAGGAGGUGGGCACAGUGCCCCGGGCUCUGGGUGCCCACCGGCCACCCUGGUCCUUGGGGCAGGGAGUCUGCUGUGCCUCCCAGACGUGACGGCUUGGUGGUCUCUCCCGACCUCCGCGUGUUCACUACUUCCUGGGCCUAACCCGGCCCGGCCAACCCAGGCUUCUCCGUUUGUAGUUUCCAGACAAGAGACCGUGGCGUCCUUUCUUUCCCAGUAUGGACAGACUGCCAGUGCUUUCACUCCUAGAGACGCCUGAAAGUGCUGCUGCCUUUUGGGCAGAUCUGUUAAGUCAUUUAAAGGGAGGUACAAGCCUCGUCUGACCCGCCCGGGGGCGCGGGGGCAGCUGGCGCCCGUCAGUGCCUUGGUCUUGCCUGGGCUGGAGGGCGGGGCGGGAGGCCUGUCCACGGGCUCCUGGAGCUGAGACUCCAGGCCACGCUGGAGAUCGGGUGUUUACAGCGCACACGGACGUCCCUCUGCCGGCUCGCGCUCUCUCGUGUAACUAUGCAGUUCUCUGACAUUUCUGGGGCGCUGGGGAGGAGCCUGCACGGCCUGCCCCCGCCUGACGCUGGAGCUGCCGGAUUGGAUUCCUUUGAGGACGGCUGUCCGCACACUUUGAGAGCUGACCUUCCCCAGCGGGUCGGGGGGCCUGGCUGUCAGGAACCUGUGCCCCCGUCCCGUCCAGGCGCUGACCUGCCUGGCUCCAGACGCUACCGGAGGCUUCUCGCCUGCCCCUCUUCUUCUUUGCCAAUAUUACCUGAUGAACCAAGUUCUCCAGCACUAGGACUUACCUCCUUUUGUAAGGUCUGUUGUGCGUGGUUCAGCGUUUGGCUUCACACCAACCUUUCCAUAGGGCACACUCGGCCCCGAGACCCGCCCUCCCCGCGGAGCCUCGGGGACACCGUGGGGCGCCGCUGAUUGCUUCGCGUCGUUUGAUUUGUGACCUUGACAUAAUAGAUAGGCUUGUGGUUUGUUCGUUUUUUUUUUUUAAUUUAAAGAUAUUAAGACUUAAUUCACUAAAAUUUAUUCUAAGGGGAUAUUUAUACUUUUGUACUUUUUUAGGUAUCCGUAUUUUAUCAGCUUACAGUUUAAUGCCUAAGUUUCCCCUGAAAAUAGCAAAUAAAAUUGUGUAUUUAUGACUGA
Molecule: messenger RNA, 2298 nt
Organism: Dama dama (fallow deer)
Lineage: Eukaryota; Metazoa; Chordata; Mammalia; Artiodactyla; Cervidae
Gene: KCTD5
Product: potassium channel tetramerization domain containing 5
Exons: 7
Coding region: 26-745 (239 amino acids)
Biological process (GO): proteasome-mediated ubiquitin-dependent protein catabolic process; protein homooligomerization
Cellular component (GO): Cul3-RING ubiquitin ligase complex; cytoplasm
Molecular function (GO): cullin family protein binding
Source: RefSeq, a predicted model, not a curated record